CCGUGUCUGCAGCGCAGCGGCGCCUUGGGAGCAGCCGUGGCGCCCGGCGGCAGUGCCACAGCUGGGGGCCCCGCGUGUGUCGGCUGGCGUGCGCUCCGCCGCACCUUGCCCUCUGUCCGCGGCCGCAUCUGACCCAAGCACUUGGUGUUUCCUGAGGUGUUGAGGCAAGUUCCACAGCAGAUGCUUUACUUAACGUGGGUCAUUUCCUUGCCCGAUGUGAAACGUCAGCUCUUCAAAACCCUCUGUCAGUGGGGCCGACCGGUCCGUGCCGAGCCUGCACCCCGUGUCCGAGGCGGCAGGCUGUCUGCAGUGACCCGAGGUAGACGAUGACCUUGGGGUGCCUGGAUGGCCCAGUCAGAAGAGCGGGUGACCCUUGAUCUCGUAGUCGUGAGUUUGAGCCCCACAUCGGGUGUAGAGAUUGCUUAAAACAAAUAAACACUUCAACCACAACAACAAAAAAGACGAACUUGAUCUGUGGGUCCACGCAUCUGACCCCGUGUCCACGUUGUUCUCCCUCAGAGGCGUCACCGGCCCCUCGCGCUCAUGUGGAGCCCUCGGUGAAGGGCAGUUGGGUGUCCCCAGUGGUUGGCCCACCUGAACCGCUGAGGGCAAGCCGUGUUGGGAGUCUCUUAAUCCAGGGACGAAGCCCUGACCAAAGUCAGGCUGCACGGACAGAGGGGAAGGGGUCCUGGGUGGUCUUGCGAAGACCAUUCCCAGCAUCUCUGUCCCCAAGAAACUUCCCCAGGCCUGUGUUUGAGCCUGGAAGCUUGUGAAUGCAGCCGAACGGUCUGGGUCUGAGGCUGGGGUGGUCGUCGGUAUGUCGAGGGCAUCACGGGGGCAGGCUGCUGUGGGGACAAGGCCCGGCGUCUGGGUUGUGGCUUUGUGGGUAGAGAGGUGUGGCUGUGGGCCUGGGCCUCCCUCCAGGGGCAGUGGGUGUCUGGGGCAGUAGGGUGUGGACUGGAGAGCGGGGUCCCUUUGAUGGUUUUCCAGGCAGCUCCCGUGCUCAUUGGGGGAGCCGAGGCCCUGAGAGGACCCACAGGAUGCAGGGAGAGGAGGCACUGGAAAGCAGCUUCCCUGACACUGGACCUGAGCCCAAGGGGGCCGCGGCCCCCUGCAGAGCACAGCCCGGAAGAAGCUUACCAACCAGUGGGCCAGGGAACUGGUCCUUCCUGUUUGUGGUCGAGGUGCCUCGGGAUGGGCACAGAACCUCAUGGUUCAGGCACGGUUGGACCUGUUUGAGGCCUAUUGCUGUGUGGCUGCCCCGUCCCGCUUCAGAGGCCGUCCGCUGUAGGUCCACCUGCCUGUAGGACUGUGCUGGAGGCUGGCCAGUUGGCAGUGCCCACGCAGUAGCCAGUCCGGGAUGGUCCACUGCCCCCGGCACUCUGCGGACACUUCGAAGCCUCUGAGCAUGGGGCUAUCAGGAUGCAGUUGCUAGAAAAAGAGGCGCCUACGUGCCUUGUGCCCUCUUCAAGACCCAGGCAUUGGGACCUGAGUCUCUGACGGUGAUCUUGCAGUCGGCCGUCACCGCCCGCUGUUGUCCCUGAAGCUGACCAGCUCUGCCUGGACCAGGAGUGGGGACGGAUGACCCUGGGCAGACGCUCCUCACGUCUUCCCCACCAGGCGUGGCUCUGGGGGUGGCUCUGCCUGCAGCUGCCAACCGUGGACGUGGUCUGGGUCUAGAGUCUGCCUUUGUCAUUCCUGGCGGACGUCUGGAAAUUGAGGAGUUCCUGGAGGAGGACUCGUGCUGUCCUCCAGGCCUGGUGUGCCCCCACCUUCCUCGGCUCGGGGCUAGCCAUGGCUCUGACCGUCCGUCCGUCGGCCUGGUCCACCAAGGGGCAGCUGUCAGCCCACCUGGCCCCCGUCAUGUGGUGAUUGGCUCUGCAAGGCUUGGGUGGCUUCAGCUGGCCCCGGUCACCCUGUUGCCCGCCGUGUGCUGGUGGCUAAGGAAGGGCGCUAACUCUCCCUGGGGACCCGCGCACUGGUUUCUGGGUCCCACGGGGCAAGUCUUGCGCUCCGUCUCCUCGGACUUCUGUAACUCUCCCUGCCGGCUGGAGACAGCAGGAAGCGGAGAGGCCUGGUUGGGUGAGGGCACCCCUUCGGGCAGUAAGGUUUGGCCUUGUGCCCCAAGAAGAGGAGGGGGUGGAAGGACUCGGGGAAAGCCUCAGGCGGGCCGCCCACCAUAACGUUCUCUGAGGUCACUCAGUCCCCCCUCUCACUAGACAUGCUCACUCCAGUGGAGGGCCAGUGCCCAGGGUCAUCUAGGCCCGGAUGUGGCUGGGAGCCUGGUCGAACAGCUGUCUGUGCCAGGUCCUGCCUUUCUCAGGAGCAGGGUCUGACUGAACCAGGCUUCUGGGCAUCACCAGGACUCUUGGGUAGGGGGACCUCUGUCAGAGGGCCUGGAGGGGGCCUGGGGCAGGGCUGGAAGGAUCCGGAGGGCCUGAAUGAGGUGGGCCUUAGGAAGAGCAGGUGGGGCUGGCUGUCCUGAUGGAGGUUGUCCCUGCCCCUGGGCCCCCUGGAUACGAGGUGCUGGGAGCUUUUCUGGGAGCAGGGUGGGGUGAGUUCAUGUCAACAGUUUGCAGGGCCAGUCGGCCCUCCUGGAGAAGGGCGGGGGCUGUUUCCCCGGGGCAGGGAGCAGCCCCUUGCCACAGCCUAACGCCCCCGUCUCCGCCCCCGGGCUGGCAGGGGAGCCCCUGUUGGCUGGCAGAGCCCGCAGAGUGUGAGCCCUCCCCCUUGGAGCUUUGGGGCGGAGGGGAGGGUUUAUCUGGCGGCGUGCACGGGCAGCCGGGGCACUGCAUGUGAGGGAGGCGGGCGCCGGUCCCAGCCCGGGGGAUCCGGGGAUCGGGAGGGAGUGCGUCCCUGGAGUGGUCUGCCCCAGCCCGGGGCCUGUGCCGCCGCCCCAGGCUCACCCUGCCUGCAGUUGCAGGGAGGUGGCGAGGUGCCCCCUGGGGCUGUGUCUCCGCAGGGGGCCCUGAGUGCCGGCUGCACCCCUGCCCCCAUGAGCACACCUGGGGGUACCCGCUCACCGGGCUGAGCCGCCACCACUGGGGUCUGCAGCUGCUGGGCGCCAUGCACUGGGCCUGGGCGGCCGCUGCUGUGGCCCUCGGGCUGCAGCUCUUGCUCCUGGGGGGCGUUGGGGCGCGGCGGGAGCCCAAGAGGCCUCAGCAGCCCAGCCAGCGCACUGAGCCCCCCACCGCCACCACGUCCCACAGCGAGGGGCUGCUGGGCUCCCCCAAGCCACCUGAGGGCCUGGGGUCUGAGUUCUCAGACGCCCACAUGACCUGGCUGAACUUCGUCCGGCGCCCACAUGACGGGGCCUCCAAGAAACGGUGCCGGGGCCGGGACAAGAAGUCGCGAGGCCUCUCUGGCCCCCCCGGGCCGCCCGGGCCGCCUGGGCCCCCCGGGCCUCCCGGUGCCACAGUCACCCAGGAAGCCCUGCUGCGAGAGUUUCAGGAGAUGCUGAAAGAGGCCACUGAGCGCCGGUUCUUGGGGCUGCUGGGCCCAUCGCUGCCUGAGGGGACAGGGCAGCUGGUGGCCGAGGCCUUCCACUGCGCCCUGAAGGGCCCCCUGGUGGUGGACGAGAGGACGCUGGUGGAGCUGCAUGGCUUCCAGGCUCCCACGGCCCAGGGCGCCUUCCUGCGGGGGUCUGGCUUGAGCCUGGCCUCAGGCCGGUUCACAGCCCCGGUGACCGCCAUCUUCCAGUUCUCCGCCAGCCUGCACGUGGACCGCAGGGAGCCGCAGGGCAGGGCGCGGGCGCGGGCUCGCGACACCGUGCGGGUGCUUGUCUGCAUCGAGUCCCUGUGUCAUCGACACACGUCCCUGGAGGCCAUCUCGGGCCUGGAGAGCCGUGGCAGAGUCUUUACCGUGCAUGUGGAGGGGCUGCUGCAGCUGCAGGCUGGACAGUACGCCUCCGUCUUCGUGGACAACGGCUCUGGGACAGCCCUCACCAUCCAGAGUGGCUCCAGCUUCUCCGGCUUGCUCCUGGGCACGUGAGGGCCAGAUGGGGGACCCACAGGGCCCACCCACCCCCACUGUCCACUGCUAAACCUGUGGUCCCAGCAAUAAAGAGCUGUCAGC
This is a messenger RNA of Mustela erminea (ermine), 4074 nucleotides long. RefSeq names its product C1q and TNF related 12 (gene C1QTNF12). Gene Ontology annotation, molecular function: hormone activity. The record is from RefSeq and is a predicted model, not a curated record. Lineage: Eukaryota; Metazoa; Chordata; Mammalia; Carnivora; Mustelidae. Gene Ontology annotation, biological process: positive regulation of insulin receptor signaling pathway; negative regulation of gluconeogenesis; positive regulation of D-glucose import across plasma membrane.